Molecule: messenger RNA, 1005 nt
Organism: Aphanomyces astaci
Lineage: Eukaryota; Oomycota; Saprolegniomycetes; Saprolegniales; Verrucalvaceae
Exons: 1
Coding region: 7-852 (281 amino acids)
Biological process (GO): sterol biosynthetic process
Molecular function (GO): iron ion binding; C-4 methylsterol oxidase activity
Source: RefSeq, a predicted model, not a curated record
AUCGCGAUGGUGUCCUGCUUCCAAGGACAGCACAUCCUGUGGCUGCUGCGGCGACUCAAGUUCUACGUCAUCAUCAACAGCUUCAUUUGCGCAGUGACGGCCGUCGCCCUGCUUGUUCAGACACGUAUCCCGCACAGCGUCGUCGGGUCGUACGCCGGCAUCCUUGUGCGGCUGGCAUGUAUGAUCGGGUGGUUCGAGUGGAUUUCCACGUUCAAAGGCAAGAUCUACGGUGCCAAGCGCAUGAUGUUGACGCGGCCGCAGCAACUGUCCAUCUUGUGCCACAUUCUGGUUGUGGUCGUGCCGACAGAGAUGGCGACGCUGUUCGUGGGCUCGUCCUACGUUGGCAUGACGACCCCCACCACGUACACGAGUGUCCUGGAAGAGUUUGUGUACUUCAUUCCAAAAUCCCUCGUCCUCGAGCUUGUGUUUGACCUGUUCCACUUUGGCAUGCAUUACACGUGCCACCAAAUCCCGCUGUUGUACCAGUACGUGCACAAGCAGCACCACAUGCAUUUGCACCCGUCGCCGUUGAGCACGUACGAAGAGUCGCCUGUGGAUCUCAUCUUGACCAACGUCGUGCCCAUGGCCAUUGCGUUGGCGGUCGGUCCGUCGCUGUCGCUUCACCAGCUGCACCUGCUCUUGGCGUACAAAACGUAUGUGGAAGUGGCGGGACACUCGGGUCUGGACAUCAAGGGCAUGUCGUUCCCGCAGAUGCCGCUCGUGCAAUGUGUCCACAUUUGCAUCCGAGUACACGACCACGACUUGCACCAUACCCAUCCCAGCGUCAACUUUGCCAAGCGAUUCAGCAUUUGGGAUCGGCUCUUCCGAACGUACAAAGCGUCAACCAUGUAAUUCGUUUCAAGGACCCAAACUCGCGUUUCAAACGCGUUUAAAAUAUAGUACAAGUACUGCAGUAUACUACAUAUUGCACCAUAAUCUAGGUUGGCGAUAGUAUAUAAAACACGUUGCAAACACGAGUCGGCAGGGUACUAGAUAGACCAAAUC